Messenger RNA from Cyprinodon tularosa, 2151 nucleotides. RefSeq lists its product as uncharacterized. The record is from RefSeq and is a predicted model, not a curated record. The transcript is spliced from 9 exons. Lineage: Eukaryota; Metazoa; Chordata; Actinopteri; Cyprinodontiformes; Cyprinodontidae. The coding region runs from base 1 to 2151 and encodes 716 amino acids.
AUGCCGUACCAUCAGUGGAAGGUCCGGGUGUUCUGCCGAGGUUGUGGGAAGCAUCUUACAGGUGCUGGUAUCCACAAAAGGGCUCGGAAGGUCCUGGAUAUUGAUAGGUUUUACCUGCUUGUGACAGAGACACUCAGGUGCAGUGGGUGCAAUCUCACAUACAUAUCAACGUCCCAGACCAUCCGGGAACAGCUGGACUUGCCACACCAAAAGCUGUUUCGGCUCAUCCUGACCCAGAAGUAUGCCUGUGACAUACGUGUCAUUCGCCUGAUGCGGGAUAGGACUCAGGGGAACAGCUCUGCACGGCUGCUGAAACAACUAAAAGAAAAUCAUGGGGAGGAAUGGCUGGAUAGGUUGGGGCAUUAUUUUGAAGAGUGCUCUAACUUUGUUAAUCGGCCAAGCCUGUUCCCAGUUGUGUGCCAGGAGCCCCCAGAGCCCGCUGAUGUCCCCACUGAUCGCUGGUUGCUGUCUGUGUAUGGCAGAGACAUCCUGUCACGCAUUGACCACAUCAAAGCCAGCAUCACAUCCACAGUAGGCACCAUAUUAAAGAUGGAUUCCACCAAAAAGAUCACAAAGAAGCUGGCAGGACACAGCAAAGGAACGGCUCUGUGGGUGUCUUCUGUGGGCAAUGAGCUGGGCCAGAUCUUAAAUAGUGUGGUAACUGUGCAGGAGGGUCCAGGUCUUGACAGGAUGGCUGCUGGCCUGAUGGAGCGGUACCGCCAGGCUGGGGUUGCACCUCCUAAGGUCCUAUAUGUUGACUGUGGCUGCUGUGUGACUGAUGGGCUGAGCAAGCUGCAGGCAAGGUUUGGAGAGUGGCCAGAUCUCCACAUUCGACUUGAUAUUUGGCAUUUCAUGCGGCGUCUGGCUGUGGGAUGUACUACAGAUGCUCAUCCCCUUUAUCCUGCUUUCAUGAGAGCCCUGUCCUCGUGCAUCUUUGAGUGGGAUGCAGGGGAUCUUGACCUCCUCCGGAGAGCAAAAACAAAGCAGCUCCAACAAGAACAGAGACCUGGUAUAACCAGCAGCAUGGUGGACAGCCAAAUAACCAAAAACGAGCUGAGUACUUACUGCCGUAGGAGGACUCGGGGAGAGGAAGCAACACUUCUACAUAUAGAACGACUGCUGGAGGAGCUGAGGGGUCCAAAAGGGAGAGACUUGAUGGGCUUCCCUCUGCUGGAUGAAGUGAGGAUGGAUCACAUCUGGCGUGUGCAAAAACGACACAUAAAAUGCAUCCAAGAUGUUCCAGGGAUUCAGUUGUACACUGAAGUAGGAAGUAUAAACAAAAAUGGCAUCAAGCUCACCAGCUACCGCUGUGCCAGAGGAUCAACAUCUCUGGAGUCUUUCCAUUGCCAUUUGAACAGGUUUAUUUCUGGAACAAGCGCAAAUCUGCUGAAUUUCCAGCUGUAUAUUCUGGAAGGCCUUAACAGGUGGAAUCAGGAUCGGGGCACUGCAGCAGUGAGCAGCAAGCCAUCCUGUCUUCUCACAUAUGCUGGAGACAUGACACAGUGCAUUAAUAAGAACAGCCUGAAGGUACUUGGAAGAGAGUACGUUCCAAACUUCACACCUCCAUCAAAAUACACAGGUGAGCUGCUGGGUGUUGACUACCUGUUAAGUCAAACGGGCAAGCCUCUAAAACCACAGCCUGACUCAGAGGAGACUGAUGGGCUUCUAGAAGAAGUGGAUCCAACUGAAGGGGAGGAAGAUGAAGGCUUCAUGGAUGAGGAUGAUUUGGACUUAGUGGUACCAGGACUUCAAGAUGGUGUCCUUCUCUCUGCGACCUCACAACUUGAAACCUUCACCCAGCAUGCUUCCACAUCCACCCAGCCUGCUGCCACUUCACAGGGUGUGGAUGAGGCAGGUGUACCAGGCCUUGACAAAGUGGACAGCUUGGCUGAGUAUCUGGUGGAGCUGAGGAAAAAAACCUCUCUGGUCCUGAACAACCAAGAGGUUAGCAGCAUUAUUGCUUUGUGGGAGAACCUCAUGAACUUCGACAAGCAGAAGGUGGUAUUUGCUGCAAGGCACCAAGACAAACUGAACACUGGCAGGUUUAGGUCCCCCAAAAAGAGGCAGGAAUUUACCCCUGGGGUUGAAAACGUGCCGGAGACGCAGGCUUGGAGAGAUCGCUUGUCCAAGGUGGGGGAGCUAGCGCAGUAG